Aspergillus heteromorphus CBS 117.55 is the source of this 1890-nucleotide messenger RNA. RefSeq lists its product as uncharacterized. Lineage: Eukaryota; Fungi; Ascomycota; Eurotiomycetes; Eurotiales; Aspergillaceae. Gene Ontology annotation, molecular function: phosphoric diester hydrolase activity. Gene Ontology annotation, biological process: lipid metabolic process. The record is from RefSeq and is a predicted model, not a curated record. Bases 447 to 1577 code for a protein of 376 amino acids. The transcript has 3 exons.
CUUUCUUCUGACCCGAACCCUGGUUGCCGUGCAAACCACGGCAGUCCCAUGUUCCAUGUAGACCGUCUUUCAAUUUCUGUUAUUAUUGCUUUUGCAAGUGGGGUUUAUUGAUUACUCCGCCGCAUCAGCAGCAGCAGCAGCAUCGUCAUCCUCAUCUUAUGACCUACCUAACCUAGACCAUGACUGCGUGUCUCUCCCUCCGUCUCUGAAACAUUCUUUGCUCAGCACGCGCGGUAUUCAUCUACCAGACCCUUGGAUUGAAUACCCCGAUAGACCCCCCCCCUUUGCCAUCUACUAUUACUACUUCUCCGUAUACCACUUGAUUUUCGCAUCCGCGUUGUCGUGCGGUAAUCCUGCAGCCCUUUCCUGCAUGUGUCUCCCGUCACUGCCACCACUAUAUAUCAUCUAAAAGAGACCCUCAACGACCGACAGAACACGCGAUCAUCAUGCGAGGACUAGGCCUUCUGGCACUCCUGCCCUUCGCGGCCGCAAAGGCCCUUCGGGCCCGGACAACAGCCUGCAACAACUCCCCGGAUCUCUGCUCCAAAUCCUACGGGGAGAUCACCCACCUCGGUGCGCAUGACAGCCCGUUCGUGCGAGAUGCGACAACCGAUUACUCCACCGCAGGGGACCAAUACUACAACACUACCCUACAGCUGGACGCCGGUGUCCGUCUCGUCACCGCGCAGGUGCACAAAUCCGACUCAGAGUGGCAUCUCUGCCAUAGUAGUUGCGAGCUAUUAGACGCGGGGACACUGAGCUCAUGGCUGUCGGAGAUCAAGACCUGGCUGGACUCCAAUACCAAUGACGUCGUAACUGUCUUGCUGGUCAACUCAGACGACGCAACCGCCUCGGACCUGCACUCCGAGUUCCAGACAGCCGACAUCGGCAACUACACCUACACACCUACCUCGCAAACAUCCGCGCCCAGCACAUGGCCCACCCUGCAAGAACUGAUCAACAACGGCACACGACUGGUGACAUUCGUGGCCUCCCUGGACGCCUCCAACAACACGGUUGCCCCGUACCUGAUGGACGAGUUCACCUACCUCUGGGAAAACCCAUACGACGUGACCUCGCCGUCGAACUUCUCCUGCGAGCCCGACCGGCCCACCAGCGUCAAAGGCGACAUUUCCACCGCGCUUUCUUCAAACCGCCUCCCCUUCAUGAACCACUUCCUCUACCAGACCACCAUCCUGGACAUCGAAUACCCGAACGCCAGCUACGUGUCCACGACCAACGCGCCCUCCGGCGGAACCGGCAACCUGGGCGACACCGCGACCACGUGCAAGAGCGACUGGAGCGGCCGCCAACCGACCUUCAUCCUGGUGGACUUCUUCAACAAGGGCCCCGCCAUCGACACCGUCGACAAGCUGAAUAACGUCACCAACGCCAGCGGGCGCACCAACCUCACCUCCGUCUCCGCUACCAGUUCCGCCUCCACGUACUCCAACGUCUUCAAGGGCCUCGUCGAAGUCGUCCAGAAAGCGAAGGAUGGGUCGAAUCCCAGCAUGGGCGAGUGGAUCUGGGCUGGAGGAGACUGGGGCAGUCUGCUGAGUGGGGGGAUAGCGCUCUAAGUUGAUUGAUUGAUUGAUUCAUCGAUCGCUGCUGUCUUUCAUUUCUUCAUACCCUUCUGCGAUGCUGGUCUUUUUUUUUUCUUUUUUUUUUUCGAGGGGAAGGGUUCUCCCUAGCAGCAUCUUUAGUGUUCGACCACAUUUUGCAUCUGUCUGUCUGUCUAUCUAUCUAUCUAUCUCCCAUUUUGCACAUUUGCGGGGUCAGCGCCGGGUUUGGGCAGGUCUUGGAUGAGCCUCAUGACAUACAUUCCUUUACUAUACAUACUACGUACAUAACAUUCAUGCCAUACUAUACUAUACUAUACUAUACUAUACC